CGGUAGAAUUUCGUUGGAGGUCUGGUUUCUCAGAAAAUUUCGACGAUUGGCUAGAUCUUUUGGCUCUGAAAUUACAACGAUUGGACUGGUUGGCCAGCACUGGUCGGCAAAGAACGGAGUAAGGUGUGGUAGAAGCACGGAAGAGUCGUGUCCGGAAUCCGGAACGUGGAGGAAAGGCUAGAUUGUUUCGAUCGGUAUUAAAGGAAGACGUUAGCUCGCGCAGUCGGCUGAGAGACGGAGUAUCGACGGGGUGACGGGAUCGCGAGGAACACAGGCGUGACUGAGGACGAGUGAGGAAGAGGGGAAUAGAGAAAGAAAAAGAGAGCGAGGAGAGAGAGAGAAAGAGAGAGAGAGAGAGAGAGAGAGAGAGAGAGAGAGAGAGAGAGAGCGGUGGUUCUGGCGGUACAUAGUAGGAAGAACUGGGAUUGGGCAUUCGGUGGCAUUCGGGGAGAGUACGAGUACGGGUACAGUAAGAGUCGAGUACGCUACACGAGCCACAUAGUCAUAGUCUUUUGGUGUUUCGGUUGACAGCGGAAGCCUGAACUAUCGGUGGACGUCCAGAGGAUCGAACGACGGAAAAUGUUUCACGUAAGAAGAUUAACGAGGUCGUCGAUCGCGUUGAAACAAGUACCGACAAACAAUGAUAUUAUUCACAAGACGCUAAUACGCACUAUGCCGGCGUUGCAAGCACGCGGUUACGCCGACCAUCAGAUACCCGAUCGUCUCAAGGAUAUUCCAACGGAUCCUAAUCCAAAGUUCUUCGACAUGGUCGAAUACUUCUUCCACCGUGCCUGUCAGAUCGUCGAGGACAAGCUGGUCGAAGAUAUCGGCAAACGUUCUAGGAUGAGCGUCGAGGAGAGAAAGAAAAAGGUGAAGGGUAUUCUGAUGCUGAUGGAACCAUGUGAUCACAUCCUCGAGACAGUGUUCCCCUUGAGACGCGACUCUGGCGACUAUGAGAUGAUCACCGGUUAUCGUGCUCAGCAUUCGACCCAUAGAACACCUUGCAAAGGAGGUAUCCGUUUCUCGAUGGACGUUUCGAGGGACGAGGUGAAGGCUCUGUCCGCGCUGAUGACGUUCAAAUGCGCCUGCGUGGACGUCCCCUUCGGAGGCGCCAAAGCCGGUAUCAAGAUUAAUCCAAAAUUGUAUUCCGAACACGAGCUCGAGAAGAUCACCAGAAGAUUCACGUUGGAGCUCGCGAAGAAGGGAUUCAUCGGGCCUGGCGUGGACGUACCCGCCCCCGACAUGGGAACCGGCGAACGCGAGAUGUCUUGGAUCGCGGACACAUACGCCAAGACGAUCGGCCACUUGGACAUCAACGCCCACGCCUGCGUCACCGGGAAACCGAUCAACCAGGGCGGAAUUCACGGACGAAUAUCGGCGACAGGUCGCGGGGUCUUCCACGGGCUGGAGAACUUCAUCAACGAGGCGAAUUACAUGAGCAUGAUCGGCACCACACCGGGCUGGGGAGGCAAAACGUUCAUCGUGCAAGGUUUCGGUAACGUCGGUCUGCACUCGAUGCGUUACCUGCACCGAGCCGGAGCCACCUGCAUAGGCGUGAUCGAGCAUGACGGUGCAAUCUGCAAUCCGGAAGGCAUCGACCCCAAGCAACUGGAAGACUAUCGCAUAGAAAAUGGCACUAUCGUUGGCUUCCCUGGUGCCAAGCCGUACGAAGGUGAAAAUCUCAUGUACGAGCCCUGCGACAUAUUUAUACCGGCCGCGAUCGAGAAAGUUAUUACCAAAGACAACGCUUCGCUGAUACAGGCUAAGAUCGUAGCCGAAGCUGCCAACGGACCAACCACCCCUGCCGCCGAUAAAAUCUUGAUCGACAGAAAUAUUCUCGUGAUACCGGACUUGUACAUCAACGCCGGUGGUGUUACCGUGUCCUUCUUCGAGUGGCUCAAGAACCUGAACCACGUGUCGUACGGUCGUCUCACGUUCAAAUACGAGAGAGAAUCGAACUAUCAUUUGUUGGAAUCCGUGCAAGAGUCGUUGGAACGUAGGUUCGGCCGCGUGGGUGGUCGAAUACCCGUAACACCCUCCGAGGCGUUCCAGAAACGCAUUUCCGGUGCUUCCGAGAAGGACAUCGUUCAUUCUGGUUUGGACUACACGAUGGAACGAUCGGCAAGGGCCAUCAUGAAAACUUCGAUGAAGUUCAAUCUCGGCUUGGAUCUGAGGACAGCGGCUUACGUCAACUCGAUCGAGAAGAUCUUCACCACGUACUCCGAAGCAGGACUCGCAUUUUAAGUAGCCGGGCGAUAGCCGAACACCGCCGUAUCGAUCGAGAUCGGUGACGAGACGAGUGUAUAUGGAAAUUAUGAGCCAGUAUUUGAAAAGAAUAUCCACGACAUCGCCCCAGCUGGUGCUGUCCAGUCGCAGUGACAAGAGACCAAAACUAGCGUCCGGAACGUGUCGUGUUUAUAUCGCGUCGUACGAUAGAUCUAUCGAUGCGCGCGUCGCAAUUAUAAUAUAAUAAUAAUAAUAAUAAUAAUGAUAAUGAUAAUGAUAAUGAUAGUAAUAGUAAUAACGAUAACGAUAACGAUAAUUUGCCUAAAAAAUACUUUCGCGCGCUCGCGUUCAUCGUCGGUGGAACGCAUACGGCGGUGACAUUGUCGGGUGUUUUCCCGAAAAGGGUGAAACCCUUCGGUCCGCAAGAUUCUGUUCGCGAUCCCGACGAUCUUGAUAAGAAAAAGUCGAACGAGGACAGCUCGAUGCGUUUCAUCAACGAAGCAUUAUUGAAGGCGUAGACGCGUGCACCGCAGAGCAAACGGAAGAAACAGUGUGAUCCAAUAACGAAUACUGCCGCGUCGUUCAGAAUCAAGUGUAUUCGUCACCCUCGCUCCGCGAAUCGAGCACGAGAUCGACCGAUACAACGUUAGUGCAUUUUUAUAUAUAUAUAUACAUACAUAUAUAAUUAUCUCUCUCUCUUGUUACACAGUGUAUCCUGAAGAAGAAUUCGUGCGUGAAUCGUCGUCGAGCAGAACGACGUCGUCUGGAUGUCAUUUACAAUUAAGACUCAUUUCUACCGCAUCGGGGUGCGCGAUUUAUCACAUAGUAAUCUUGUUACGAACAUGGAGAGUAUGUUAAUAAACAUGUGCUCCGAAUCGA
Megalopta genalis is the source of this 3105-nucleotide messenger RNA. The record is from RefSeq and is a predicted model, not a curated record. NCBI's taxonomy places the organism in Eukaryota, Metazoa, Arthropoda, Insecta, Hymenoptera, Halictidae.